Messenger RNA from Odobenus rosmarus divergens (Pacific walrus), 2303 nucleotides. RefSeq names its product required for meiotic nuclear division 5 homolog A (S. cerevisiae) (gene RMND5A). Gene Ontology annotation, cellular component: GID complex; cytoplasm; nucleus. Gene Ontology annotation, molecular function: ubiquitin protein ligase activity; protein binding. Gene Ontology annotation, biological process: proteasome-mediated ubiquitin-dependent protein catabolic process. Bases 313 to 1488 code for a protein of 391 amino acids. NCBI's taxonomy places the organism in Eukaryota, Metazoa, Chordata, Mammalia, Carnivora, Odobenidae. The record is from RefSeq and is a predicted model, not a curated record. The transcript is spliced from 10 exons.
AAACAAUCGGCGGCGCCGCCGCGGGCAGCCGAACGCGGCGAGUGAGGACCAGGGGCGCGGGACCGGGUGGGGAGAGCGAGCGGGAGCGGCGGCGAGUAUCCGGGGGCCGGGGGGCCAUGGGGCAGGCAGGCACGGGCUGCGCGGGGCUCCCCCGGCGCCGCGGCUAGCGCGCCCGCUGUCUCGGCCGCCUCAGCCGCCCGCGCCGCCCGCCUGGGGGACGAGGAGCAGGACGCGGCCUCGGCCGGGCCCGGGCCGAACGGCUGCGGACACCCGGGCGCCAGGGAGUCGAGCGCCGCCGCCGCCGCCUCCGGGAUGGAUCAGUGCGUGACGGUGGAGCGCGAGCUGGAGAAGGUGCUGCACAAGUUCUCGGGCUACGGGCAGCUGUGCGAGCGCGGCCUGGAGGAGCUCAUCGACUAUACGGGCGGCCUCAAGCACGAGAUCCUGCAGAGCCACGGCCAAGAUGCUGAAUUAUCAGGGACACUUUCACUUGUUUUGACACAGUGCUGUAAGAGAAUAAAGGACACUGUUCAAAAAUUGGCCUCAGACCACAAAGACAUCCACAGCAGUGUUUCUCGGGUUGGAAAAGCCAUUGAUAAGAAUUUUGAUUCUGACAUUAGCAGUGUGGGAAUAGACGGCUGCUGGCAGGCAGACAGUCAGAGGCUCCUCAAUGAGGUGAUGGUGGAGCACUUCUUUCGGCAAGGAAUGCUGGAUGUAGCUGAAGAGCUCUGCCAGGAAUCCGGUCUUUCUGUAGACCCAAGUCAGAAAGAACCAUUUGUGGAGUUAAAUCGAAUAUUAGAAGCAUUAAAAGUCAGAGUUCUGAGACCUGCUCUGGAAUGGGCAGUAUCAAACCGAGAAAUGCUCAUAGCCCAAAACAGCUCCUUGGAAUUUAAACUACACAGACUGUAUUUUAUUAGCUUAUUAAUGGGUGGAACUACGAAUCAGCGAGAGGCAUUACAAUAUGCUAAAAAUUUUCAGCCAUUUGCCCUAAAUCAUCAGAAAGACAUUCAGGUUUUGAUGGGAAGCCUUGUGUACCUGAGACAAGGGAUAGAGAACUCGCCGUAUGUUCACCUACUUGAUGCAAACCAGUGGGCUGACAUCUGUGACAUCUUUACAAGGGAUGCCUGUGCCCUCCUGGGGCUCUCGGUGGAGUCCCCCCUCAGCGUCAGUUUCUCAGCAGGUUGUGUGGCGCUGCCAGCUUUAAUUAAUAUCAAAGCUGUGAUUGAACAGAGGCAGUGCACUGGAGUUUGGAACCAGAAAGAUGAAUUACCCAUUGAAGUGGACCUUGGUAAAAAGUGCUGGUAUCACUCUAUAUUUGCCUGUCCCAUUCUUCGUCAGCAAACAACAGAUAACAACCCACCCAUGAAAUUGGUCUGUGGUCAUAUUAUAUCAAGAGAUGCCCUGAAUAAAAUGUUUAAUGGUAGCAAAUUAAAAUGUCCAUAUUGUCCAAUGGAACAAAGUCCAGGAGAUGCCAAACAGAUAUUUUUCUGAAGAAAUAACUUUAAUUUGCAAUUUAUGAUGAUCUUUUCUCUUGUGAGGUAUCUUCAUUUAAUGCACUGUCCAGAAAUAGCCAUGUGUAAGAGUCUUUCUCUGUAUGAUGAACGAACUACAUGGAAAGGAUUCUGUGGACAUACUUCUGACUUGCACCCGUUAAGUCACUUCAUUAUGAGAAGAAUGUUACAUGGAAAUCACCAAAUAUUUUGCAACUUUCUUUCAUCUGACAUGGAACUGAACAUCACUAUAGGAAAACUUUGAUAAGAAAACAAAGAGAAAAGAAAAUACAGAAGGAAAGAGGACCGUGACACUUUGCAUUUUAAACUGCAGAUUGGUUUCUUUUGCAGGGAGGGAGAAAACAGGUUUGGUGCUGAGUUCCCUAGAGAGUGUCGGCAUGAGCAGUCAUAUACCAGCCCGCAUGGUUUGUCCUGAAAUGUUUAUCUGGGAGAGCAGGGAUUUUGUCUUAAAGGAAAGGGGUACUGCAGGAAAGCUCUGCUUGACUGCUGUGUGUGGUCAGGCUUCCUCUGAGCGCUACUGUGUGCCGGGUGGGUUAGCCAGGAAUGGCGGCUGGCCUGCUCAGAGUGUUUGCUCUGUCCGACGACCUCUGUCUUGUCGGCCCCACCGGGACUUUAUCCCUGUGUUUCUGCUUUCCUGUUGAAACCCUCCCUAAAGUUUCCCCUCUCUCCACUAAAGCAGUGAAGGCAAAGAGCAGAGAGAAACUCCUCGGACUCCGUAAGAGAAGGUAGAGAAUUCCAGGCAACUCUGGCUGAGGAUGUAAACCUGGUUUAUGACCUAUAUUUCCCUUUGAGUUA